Messenger RNA from Lampris incognitus (smalleye Pacific opah), 2063 nucleotides. Its product is annotated as E3 SUMO-protein ligase PIAS1-like. Gene Ontology annotation, biological process: regulation of transcription by RNA polymerase II; protein sumoylation. The coding region runs from base 9 to 2063 and encodes 684 amino acids. NCBI's taxonomy places the organism in Eukaryota, Metazoa, Chordata, Actinopteri, Lampriformes, Lampridae. The record is from RefSeq and is a predicted model, not a curated record. The transcript is spliced from 15 exons. Gene Ontology annotation, molecular function: transcription coregulator activity; zinc ion binding; SUMO ligase activity.
UGAAGCAAAUGGUGAUGAGCCUGCGGGUGUCAGAGCUGCAGGUCUUGCUGGGCUACGCUGGGCGUAACAAGCAUGGACGCAAACAUGAGCUGUUGACCAAGGCCCUACAUCUGCUCAAGGCUGGCUGCAGCCCCGCCGUGCACAUGAAGAUCAAGGAGCUCUACCGAAGACGCUUCCCUGCAAAGAUGGUCUCCCCCUCAGAACUGGCCCUGCCUGGACCACACCACCCUGCUUCUGGAGGACUGGGUGGGGGAGGGGGCGCUGCACUGCCUGCCGGCUUAACCCAGCUGGCGUACGAGGGUCACGCAGGUCACGGCGGAGCACCAUCACCAGCUGCCUUGUUACCCUUAUCGUUGCUUGGUCCUGGGAAGCACGAGUUGAGUGGGCUGACACACCACCUGCCCACCUCAGCCACGCUGCACCCAGUCCAUCCUGACGUCAAACUUCAGAGGCUGCCCUUUUACGAUAUGCUGGAUGAGCUCAUCAAGCCCACGAGUCUAGCCUCAGACAAUAGCCAGCGGUUUCAGGAGACAUGUUUUGCCUUCGCAUUAACACCACAGCAAGUCCAGCAGAUCAGCAGCUCAAUGGACAUCUCGGGGACCAAAUGUGACUUCUCAGUUCAAGUUCAGUUGCGGUUUUGCCUGUCAGAGACUAGUUGUCCUCAGGAAGACCAUUUCCCACCCAACCUGUGUGUGAAAGUCAAUGGGAAGCCGUGUAACCUGCCGGGUUAUCUUCCUCCAACCAAAAAUGGCGUGGAGCCCAAGCGCCCCAGCCGGCCCAUCAACAUUACCUCACUGGUCAGAUUGUCCACCACAGUCCCAAAUACCAUUGUGGUGUCGUGGACCGCUGAGAUCGGAAGGAGCUACUCCAUGGCAGUGUACCUGGUGAAGCAGCAGUCGUCCACAGUGCUGUUGCAGAGACUACGGUCCAAAGGCAUCAGGAACCCAGACCACUCCAGAGCUCUCAUCAAAGAGAAGCUAACAGCAGAUCCAGACAGUGAAAUAGCCACGACCAGCCUACGAGUGUCGCUACUUUGUCCGCUUGGGAAGAUGCGGCUGAUGAUCCCGUGCCGAGCGUUGACAUGCUCCCACCUGCAGUGCUUCGACGCCACACUCUACAUCCAAAUGAAUGAGAAGAAGCCCACCUGGGUGUGUCCUGUUUGUGACAAGAAGGCCCCCUAUGAGCAUCUGAUCAUCGAUGGGCUUUUCAUGGAGAUCCUGAACAGCUGCAUGGACUGCGAUGAGAUCCAGUUCAAGGAAGAUGGCAGCUGGGCCCCCAUGAGGUCCAAGAAGGAAGUACAAGAAGUCUCCUCUGCAUCCUACAACAACGGAGUGGAUGUCUGCGUCUCAUCGGUUCGGAGCUCUUCGUCCUCCAGCCACAGUGGCAGUAACGGCAGCAGUAAGAAAGUGGAGGUGAUCGACUUGACGCUAGACAGCUCCUCAGAUGACGAGGGACAGGAUACCCCCCCUCCCCCACCGCCACCACCACUACCGCCUCCACCCAAAAGGUCCUGCCCCUCCCUGUCACCCACCUCCCCGCCUGUCAUCAACAAGGGAGUACUGAACCUGCACCAUCAGCCAUCGCCUGUGAGUCGGACUCCCAGCAUGCCAGCUGUGGAAACCAGCUAUAUCCCUCCUGUCCCACCCCUUAUCCAGGACUAUAGACCCUACUACCACACCCCUAAUGACCUGUCAGAUUUGAAUUUUUUCUCCUUUCUUCAAAGUGACAAUCAUCAGCAUUACAACAUGGUGAUGGCAGCAGCGGCAGCUGCCUCCGCCUCAGAUGACCACGAGCUGCUUCUCAACCGCUUCCUGCCCUAUGGCACCACCUCCUCCUCCUCCCAGCUCUUCCUGGACCAAUCAGGAGCCUCCUCGGCUACUUCCCUGGCCACAGCAACCAAUGGGAGCAGCAACUCUGGGAGUAGCAGCAGCCUGGUGUCCUCCAGCAGCCUCCGAGACACUCACUCCUCGACACAUUCAUCUUCACACUCUGGCACACACUCGUCCCACACACACCCUGCUGCUAUCUAUGGCGGGAUACCAGAUGUGAUAUCGUUGGACUGA